AGUCUCUCUUCUUUUAGAGAAAAUGCUCUAGAAGAUAAAGUAUCACUCCACUGGAAAAGUGAAAAUAAUACUAUUUCUGAAGUGAAUGGUGCAAAAGUAUUCAGUUAUGAUCGUGUCUUUCAUUCAAGUGACAACACUCAGCAGUUAUAUGAAGGUGUAGCUGUUCCAAUUAUACAGUCAGCUGUGCAAGGUUAUAAUGGCACAAUUUUUGCUUAUGGACAGACUGCUUCAGGGAAGACAUACACAAUGAUGGGAAAUGAAGAUUCUGUGGGCAUUAUCCCUAAGGCAAUUCAACAUGUUUUCAAAAUUAUUUGUGAGAUUCCAGAUAGAGAAUUCUUGCUAAGGGUUUCUUACAUGGAAAUCUACAAUGAAACCAUUACAGAUUUGCUUUGUGAUAUCAGGAAAAAGAAGCCUCUGGGAAUUCGUGAGGAUGUUAAUAGGAAUACGUAUGUAGAAGAUCUGAUUGAAGAGGUGGUGGUUGCUCCAGAACAAGUUAUGGAAUGGAUCAGAAAAGGAGAAAAAAAUCGCCAUUAUGGAGAAACAAAAAUGAAUGAACACAGCAGCCGUUCUCACACUAUCUUCAGAAUGAUCAUUGAAAGCAGAGAACGAAGUGACCCUGCAAAUGCAAACUGUGAUGGAGCAGUGAUGGUAUCCCACUUGAACUUGGUAGAUCUGGCAGGCAGUGAAAGAGCUAGUCAAACAGGAUCUGAAGGUGUCCGACUGAAAGAAGGCUGCAAUAUAAACCGGAGCUUGUUCAUUCUGGGUCAAGUUAUCAAAAAACUUUGUGAUGACCCCUCUGGCUUCAUAAAUUACAGAGACAGCAAGCUGACUCGAAUUCUGCAGAACUCCCUUGGAGGAAAUGCUAAGACGGUUAUUAUUUGUACAAUUACUCCUGUUUCUUUUGAUGAAACACUCAGUACUCUUCAGUUUGCCAAUACAGCCAAAAGAAUGAAGAAUACUCCAAAAGUCAAUGAGGUACUUGAUGAUGAUGCCCUCCUGAAGAGGUAUCGCAAAGAAAUUCUGGAUUUGAAAAAGCAGCUGGAGGAAGUGUCUUCGAAGACUCAAAUUCAUGCAAUGGAAAAAGACCAGUUGGCCCAGCUGUUGGAAGAGAAAAAUUCUCUUCAAAAAGUACAGGAAGAUAGGAUACGAAACCUAACUGAGAUGCUGGUGACUUCUGCCUCCUUUUCCUCAAAACAGAAUCCUAAAGCCAAAAGAAGAAGAAGAGUUACUUGGGCUCCUGGUAAAAUAAACCAGGCGAAUGUGAGCUAUUUUGAAGACUUUGAAAAACCAAGGCUGAGUGAAACAAAAAAAAUGAAAAUGUCUCUGUCGGCGCUACCAGAUGUGGAGGAUUCUAUGUUAGAGAAUUCUGAACAUGACAACCAAUAUCUGAUGGCUCCUGAUCAAAUUUCAGAUGUAGAAUGGACUGCUGGACCUAACAUGAAUUGGACUCAGAGAGACUUUGAAGAAUCUGUGCAACUCUGUGAAGCAUUAGCACUAGAAAAGGAUAUUGCUGUAAAUGAGGUAAACGUCCUGCAAGCUAACUUUAAUAACCUAGUGUUGGAAAAUGAGCAGUUGAAAUUAGAAAUAAAUGAAAUGAAGGAGAAACUGAAGGAAAAAAUAGAAAUGGAUGAAUUUGAAGCACUGGAAAAACAAACACAAAAAGAUCAUGAGGCAGAAAUAAACUCCAAAUUGGAACAGCUGAAAGAGAAAGAGAACAAAAUAAAGAUAUUACAGAAUCGUGUGGAAGAAUUACAGAAAGCAGGAGCAGAAAAAAAGGACACAUCUUUUUCAGUGGGAGAUUCUGAUAAGCUAAUUGAGGAAAUUCAGCAGCUGAAUAAAUCCCUCUUAGAUAGUGAAACCAUAGCCUUGGAUGCCAAAAAAGAAUCCGCUUUUCUCAGAACUGAAAAUUUGGAGCUGAAGGACAAGAUGAAUGAACUCUUAAAUAAUUACAAGCAAAUGCAAAAGGAUAUUCAAUUCUAUCAAAGCCAAAUAGAAGCUGGAAAAGCCAGUUACAAAAAAAUGCAAGCUGACUUGCAGAAGGAGUUGCAGUCUGCAUUUCAAGAAAACACAAGGCUAACUUCACUGAUGGAGGGUAAAGUUCCAAAAGAUCUGCUGUCUCUUGUGGAGCUGGAAAAAAAGGCAGCUGACUUAAAAGGAGAACUAGAAAAAGCAUUGAAAGAGAAUGCACUUCUACAAAAACAAAUAAACGAGCUAUCAGAAUUUCAGUCUCUACCGAACACUGUUGAGAUACAGCAGAAAGAGAUUCUUGAAAAGUGUGAGGAGCUACGCUUAUUAAAAUUGGAAAGAGAAAAGCUGCUUUCUGAAGUAGCUGAUAGUGAAAUUAGACUUAAACAUAUGACUGAAGAAAUUGGAAAAUCAAAAGACAAUCUAGCAGAUGCACAACUUAAAUAUUUAAAGUCUGAUCAGGAAUAUGUAGCACUUAAACAGCUCCAUGAAGAACUAGAGCAAAAAUAUCUGGCUGCAUCAGAAAACAAUGAACAAAUGAAGCUCCAACUAGAUAUUCUAUCUAAAGAAGCACGAGAGUCUAAAACAACUUUGGAUGAAGUGAAAUUAGAGCUCUCUAGCAAAAUGAAAGAACUGGAAGAAAAGACAGUAGAGCACAAACAACUUCUUGAGGUAAGAGAAGACUUUAUUCGGACUCAGCAGAAGUUAAAUGAAAUGGAGCAAUUAAAAGAGCAAGAAAAGAUUACAGAGUUAAGACUGGAGGCCAAGAAUUUGGAGAUCCAGGCAGUUCUUCAGCAGCUUACUGAAUGUCAGGAAGAAAUAAAAACUUUAACUCAGGAAAGAGAUUACCUGAAGCAAAAAGAGGAGUCUCUCCAAGCUGAGACAGACCAACUCAAAGAGGAUAUAAAGGACACUGUUUCAAUGAACAUUUUGGCACAUGAAGAAUUGAGAAAUACGCAGAGUUCUCUCAAGCAAUCCCAGGACACUGUCAAGAAGUUGGAAAAAAAUAUUUCUGAAAAAGAAUCUCAGAUCCUGAGUGUUGAAGAAGCACUAGGGAAAACCAUUAAAGAACUUGAAAUACGGAUAUCACAAAUGACGGAAGAAAUAAAAAUCAUCACAUCAGAGAGAGACAAGCUUGCUGAGGAAAAAUCAGAAAAUAAUAACUGUAGAGAAAGUGAUCAGCUUCAGAUGCUAAAGGAACAAAUCCUUUUCCUUACACAAGAGAACAAUUCAUUGCAGGAUAAGCUGGACAGUUUACCCUUGAAAAAAGAAGAGUAUGGGGAAGGAACUUUGACACCACAGAUUCAAGAAAAAUCUAUUGAGCAAGAAUUAUUUCUUCUGAGAGAAGAGCUGAGCCAGGCACAAAGAAAAUUGCAUGAAAUGGAGGAAGUGAAGGCCAAUGAAUGUCAAAGAGAAUCUGAAAAAAUGGGGACAACAGAUUUUAUUCCAAAACUGCAUGACUGUCAGGAAGUGGGCACUCUGACAGAAAGAGGAGAUGAUAAUCUUAAAAUGCAACUGGAGAACCUCCAAAAUGAGAGAGACCAGCUAAGAGAAACUAUACAGGAGACAAUUAGCAUGAAUUCAGAGAUGCAGGAAGAGUUGAGAUGUGCUCAUGACUCUCUCGGACAACAUCAGGAGACUAUUAUGGAGCUGAAAGGAAGUAUUUCAGAGAAAGAAAAUCAGCUCUUGGAAGCGCAAGAGGCAUUGAAGAAAACAACUGAUGAACUGCAGGAGAAGCUCACUGAAGUAACUGAAAACCUGACCCAUGUCUCUUCUGAAUAUGGCAAGCUACUGGCAGAAAAAGAACAAAUGGAAAGAAAAAUGAAUGAGCAUAUCUGUCAGCAGCUUGAGAAAAUCACUUUACUUAAUCAGGAGAAAGAUGAGCUACAGCAAAUGGUAGAGACUUGUAAAGCAGAAAGAGAUCGGUUAGAGGCUGACUAUCAGGAAAGCAAGGAGAGAUCCUUAAAAGUUCUGACAGAAAUGGAAAAUCUACAGGAAGAGCUAAGGCAUCAGAAAGAGCAAGCUGAUAUCCAGAAGAACAUGCUAGCAAAUGGAGAAGAGAAAUUGCAAAACACUGAAGAGAAACUAAAUGAAGAAAUAAACAAACUGAAAGAAAAGGCAAGUACAUUGAACGAGGACUUAAAUUUGGUAACAAAGGAAAGGCACCAGCUGCUGGGAGAACUGAAAGAAAAGACUGAGAGUGAAAGUGAUAAACUUCAACAGCUGGGGAAACAGUGUGAUCUGUUAGCACAGGAGAGAGAUCAGCUCCAGGAAAUGCUGGAAGGUGUUAGAGCAGAGAAGAACAAACUGGAGAUUAACCUGCAGGAGAGUGUUGAUAAGAUUCUUGAAACCGAAAAGGAAUUGAAGUGGCAACAAGAACUCCUCACCAAUGAGAAGACCAAAGCUGAAGAAAGGGAAGAACAUUUGUUAAAGGUUCAGAGGCGGUCAGAGAUUUUGGAGGACAGCCUAACAAACAAGAUACAACAGUUAACUGAGACACUAAAUAGCGUGUCAUGUGAAAAAGACCAGUUACUGGCUGAAAGAACUAGUCACUCCUUCCAACUUAAAGAACAAAUCUCAUCAAUUAAUCGAGAAAAAGAUGAGCUACAAAGACUUCUCCAGGAUGUCAGGUCUGAGCGGGACCAGCUCAAGACAGAAUUGCAAAAAAAUUCUGAGAUGUGUGUUGAAACAAAUGCAAAACUGGAAUGUGCUCUAGAUCAACUGAAGCAGAGAAGCCUGAAUGAUGUGUCCAUUCAGGUGAACCCACUGGAUAAUGCAGAGCAGGUGGCUGAUGACAGCCUGAAGGAAAAAUCCUUGAAAAUUAAGGAGCUUCUUGAGAAAUUCCCAAAUAUGGGGAAGAGGUAUGAAUGUCUUUCUACAGUGUCUCUUAAUCUAAAGAAUGAACUGAAUAGUCAGAAAGCACUGAUGACUGUGAUACUGACUCAGCUUUCAUCGGAACAGAGUAAACAAGUCAAAAGACUUCAAACUGAAAAUGAGAAAAUAAACAGUCAUCUCCAGAGUUUAUUGAACAAACUGAAG
Molecule: messenger RNA, 5004 nt
Organism: Pelecanus crispus (Dalmatian pelican)
Lineage: Eukaryota; Metazoa; Chordata; Aves; Pelecaniformes; Pelecanidae
Source: RefSeq, a predicted model, not a curated record